AUGGGUCCCGAUGCUACCUAUUUCAGAAUUCAAGAAUCCAUGUCAAAUGUGAACCAUAAGGCGACAGUUAGUGAUCUCAUUGACCAGAACUCAAGGCAGUGGAAGAUUCAGAUGGUGGAAGAGUUUUUCUCUAAGGAGGAGGCAGAACUUAUCAAAUGGAUUCCUAUCAGUUACUCAAACUGUGAGGAUAAAUUAAUCUGGACUGGAACCUCUCAAGACACUUUCUUAGUCAAAAGUGCUUAUCAUAUACAUAAGGAGUUGAAAGAGAUGGAAAAAGGACACAGGUCAAGUAGUUAUCUCAUGGAAAAGUUCGGGUCAAGGUUGUGGAAAUCAAAGGUACACCCUAUAGAUAAGAUUUUUCUUUGGAGGGCCUGCUAUGAGGCAUUACCAACCAAUCUUAACCUGUUUAAGAAGAAAAUCCUUGAAAAGCCUUUCUGUCCUAUUUGUCUGCAAGAUGAAGAGACAGUCAUCCAUGCCUUAUGGUCUUGUCCUGCUGCCCAAGAUGUCUGGUACCAACGCCCAAGACAGUUUCAAAAGAGUAGGACUUUUGUUCACUCAAUCUAUAAUCUGAUUGUCACACUGGUCUCAAGUGGAAAGAAAGAGCUGGUUGAAGAAUUAGCAGUGGAUUCGAUGAACCUGCAACUUCAGAAAAUAGCUGAAUAUACAGGGCCACCACAACUGAAUUCAAAUUGGUCCCCACCUCUUCCACAUGCUUAUAAGAUCAAUUGGGAUGCUGCCAUAGAUAAAAUGCAUUGCAAAGUUGGGAUUAGAAUCAUAUUGGGCCUCACAAAGAUCAUCAUUGAAGGGGAUUCUCUCCAAUUGAUUCAAGCAAUAAAUGGAAAGGGUGAAAACUGGUUUGCAGCUGGCAUGAUGAUUGAUGAUGUUAAUGGCCAUCUAUCUUAUUUUGAAAGUUGGUUAGCGAUUCAUAUUCGUAGAGAGGGUAAUAAGGCAGCUCAUGUGCUUGCCAAGAAUGCACUUUUGACUUCUACUUCUUCUGUUGUUGUUUAA
This is a messenger RNA of Juglans microcarpa x Juglans regia, 1008 nucleotides long. RefSeq lists its product as uncharacterized. Gene Ontology annotation, molecular function: RNA-DNA hybrid ribonuclease activity; nucleic acid binding. The transcript has 3 exons. The record is from RefSeq and is a predicted model, not a curated record. Bases 1 to 1008 code for a protein of 335 amino acids. NCBI's taxonomy places the organism in Eukaryota, Viridiplantae, Streptophyta, Magnoliopsida, Fagales, Juglandaceae.